This is a messenger RNA of Sinocyclocheilus grahami, 940 nucleotides long. RefSeq names its product bcl-2-like protein 11. Bases 313 to 756 code for a protein of 147 amino acids. The transcript is spliced from 3 exons. NCBI's taxonomy places the organism in Eukaryota, Metazoa, Chordata, Actinopteri, Cypriniformes, Cyprinidae. The record is from RefSeq and is a predicted model, not a curated record.
GCUCGCUCACUCUGCGCAGCAGACACAAGAGAGUGAGCCUCGGCGAGGAAGUGCACUUUAAGAAGACACCGAGACAAAAGAGAGACCAUUCAGAACAAUCCUGUGGACAUUUUUCAAACAGGAUCUUACAUGACAGCUGCUCUAAGGGGAACAAAUACAUCGAGAGAUUUAGAACCAUCGAUUGCCUGCUACUGGAAUUGUGCUUUUUAUUAUUAUUAAUUUUUUUUACAUCUGGAUAUUUCGACAUUUUCCCUUCGUUUUGCUGUCUUUAUCGCUCAGAUGAUGCGCUAACGCGUUUAUGCCGCUGCGGAUAUGUCCGACACGUCCAGCAGAGAGCAAACGCCGGGCCGGGGAAGCGGAGAGAGCGCCGGUGGCGCAGCCGUCUUAGGCUCCGGGCACUUUGACUUCCCUCAGCCGAGCGAUGGGGACCCGUUAAGGGGAGGGAUUGCCAUGUCGAGUAGUCACCAGUCGAGGUCACCGAUGUCCCGAACCUUCUCCAGGUCCUCUAGUGGCUAUUUUUCCGUCGACAGCGAUUCUGUGCCAAGUUCCCCGCUAAUGCCCAAUAUUUCCGAAGCGCAAGACGGCCAAAAUGAUGAGGUAUGGUUUGCCGAACCUAGCCACCAGCACGCACAGAUGGCGGCACCUGUGGGAGCCAUGGGGCCGGAGAUGGCGGUCGCUCGGGAGCUGCGGCGCAUUGGAGACGAGUUCAACCGCCUGUACUGUCAGGGGGUGAGUAAUAUUCAGGUGACACCAUAGGAUCAAGCGCAGGAGAUCGAUGAUGAUGAAAUAUUUUCACUCGCUAGAGCAACUGCUUUCUUUGUCUGUCCAAGGGAGCCGGUUUGAAUUUGCGUUUGGAAGCCGCCCCUCUCAUAUCAGAGUUUAAAUCAGGUGUUGCAGAGAGGAUCGCGCAUACGAAAGCGGCAUCGCAAGUCUCUGCAGA